Molecule: messenger RNA, 684 nt
Organism: Carya illinoinensis
Lineage: Eukaryota; Viridiplantae; Streptophyta; Magnoliopsida; Fagales; Juglandaceae
Product: secreted RxLR effector protein 161-like
Exons: 3
Coding region: 1-684 (227 amino acids)
Source: RefSeq, a predicted model, not a curated record
AUGAUGUGUACUCGACCGGACAUAUGCUAUACAGUUGGCUUAGUGAGUAGAUUCCAAUCUAACCCCGGACUGGCUCACUGGAAAGCAGUCAAAAGGAUUAUGCGAUAUCUCAAGGGAACUGCAGACUAUGUGCUGUACUAUCAAGGUUUAGAUUUGCAGCUAAAAGGUUACAGCGAUGCCGACUGGGGCAGUGACCUAGAUGAGCGUAAAUCAACCACUGGGUAUGUCUUUCUGCUCAAUAAUGGCGCCAUUACAUGGAGCAGCAAGAAACAACCUUGUAUAGCUUUAUCCACCAUGGAGGCAGAAUACAUAGCUUGUUCUGUAGCAGUUCAAGAAACUGUUUGGUUACGAAGAUUCCUCAAGCAUUUAGACAUUGGCACGAAUUAUUCGGAUCCGGGCACUGACCAAGUUAGCAUCGGGGAUGGAUCAUCUCUCCCCAUUCAACACACUGAAACUGCUCAACUCCAUACUGCAAAUGACAAUUUCCUUCUUCGCAAACUUUUGCAUGUCCCUUUGAUUACUCGACCUCCAUACUCAGGCGGUACUGCUCCAGGGAUGGCCUUUAUGUUUUGCCCACAAAAGCUGAGCCCUCUACUUCCACCACCACCUCUCCUUCUUCCGCUGCAUUUCUUGGUGAACAAACAUCCUCUUCCACUUGGCACUCAGGCUCAGGCACCCAUCUAG